AGUUUGCCCAUAACUUCACUGACAAAAAUAAGGAAGGGAAGAUAAGCUUUCAAAUUCCCAAGCAUGGGCUUCCUCCCUACUUUCUAUCUAUAAGAUCAUUUUGAUAAAAAGAAAAGAACAACAAACUGAAGCACCAAACUAGCAAGAACAAAGGAGGAGAGCUACCUUAAGGCAUGGCUUCCUUGGCCAUUUCUGCUUCAUUGCAAACAGUUUGCAGCUCACAUCAAGCCACUAAGAAACAACAGCCCCAAUCCAGACCAGCUGCUCGCUCAUUGGGGACAAAAGAGGCCACCCAUCAUGUUGUUGCGCUGGAUGUGAAAGCUCAAAAUUGUUUAAACAUAGAGAAGCAAGAGAAGUCUGCUUUACGCAUCGAUAGGCCUGAGGCAGAGGAUGCUGCAGACUACAAAUCACAGCAUGGUUUGGGUACAGAAUUGCCUGUUGUGAAGUUCAACGACAAGCGGUGGAAGAAAGGGACAUGGGAUCUAAAUAUGUUUUCCAAGGAUGGCAAGUUGGACUGGGAUGGCAUCAUUCUAGCAGAAGCAAAGAGGAGGAAGUUUCUUGAGCUUCACCCAGAAUCAGCUACCAACGACGACCCGGUUGUGUUUAGGAGCUCCAUCAUACCAUGGUGGGCAUGGAUGAUGAGAUCCUAUCUCCCGGAGGCUGAGCUGAUCAAUG
Messenger RNA from Prunus avium (sweet cherry), 675 nucleotides. NCBI's taxonomy places the organism in Eukaryota, Viridiplantae, Streptophyta, Magnoliopsida, Rosales, Rosaceae. The record is from RefSeq and is a predicted model, not a curated record.